Molecule: messenger RNA, 1692 nt
Organism: Knipowitschia caucasica
Lineage: Eukaryota; Metazoa; Chordata; Actinopteri; Gobiiformes; Gobiidae
Source: the annotation of a GenBank genome assembly
AUGUGUCCGUGGAGCAGCUCUGGUCCACUGCUGCUGCUGCUGCUGCUGAGCGCCCUGCGUCAAGUUCAACCGCAAGAAAACCGAGUGGUGUUUCUUCCUGGGACCUUUCAGAAUGUGUCCUUGUCCCAGAACGAGACGGUGCUGAUGGUGUCGCGAGUGCAGAGCGACGCGUCCUUCAUCACUGUGCAGUUCCACACACAGCACCGCAACACCACCCUCUCCUACACCAGGUUCCCAGGUGCUGGAGGCUCGCACUCGGCUGUAGACCCUGGACUGGUCUCUCCUCUGGAUCCAGGACAGACCGCCGUAACUCUGUUCCUUUCCACCAGCACCAGUGAGUCUGUGUCUGGCAGUGGCGUCAUCUUGUCCUACGCUGUCUCCGACCCAGUGCCCGGAGGAUGCAACAACGAAUUUAACCUGGCUAUAGAUCCGAAUAUCUACCUCCGCUACAACCUCUAUGAGACCACCAUAAGCUUUGCACCGGCCAACUUAGGACACGUGAGAGGUGAACCGGCCCCAGCCUGUGACGCCUCCUCUGGGCCCUUCUCCCGAUGGAGGCUGGAGUACGAUGUGUUUCAGUUUUUCCUCCCUGAAAACGACCUGUCGGAGGAAAGUCUGUUUGGAGCUCUGGAGACUGUGGCUGAUACUGAAGGCAUGGUCUCAAAUGGCAAGAAGGUGCUGACCCUGUCCUCUGCAGACCACAGAGCCGCUGUGUUCAGCUCGAUCCCGGGACAAGGCGUCAUCUACUCAGUGGUUGUGAGAGACCCUCUGCUGAACACCUCGGCCUCCUACGUCCCGGUGCACACAUACGCCUGCAGCUUCUCCUCCCAGCUGGACGGCUGCGACACACUCGGUAAAAUUUCUACCAAAAUCUUCUUCACCUUCACUGGCUUGGCCGGUCUGUUCAUUUGCUUUUUCGGACACAGAUUUUUCAAGUGUGAGCUCUUUUGUAUGGGGUUCAGCUUCACCGCAUUUUUCUUUUUUGUGCUGAUCUCGAGGACAGCUGAGCUGGAAUAUGACAUCCUCUUAGUCCUGUCGGCAGUCCUGGGGGUGGUGGGAGGCGUGGUGCUGGUCAUGAGCUGGUGGAGGUUCGGGUCGGUCUUGGCCUGUAUCGUUGUGGUCGGGUUAAUGUUGGGAUUCCUCAUCGCAGCCACUGUCCUCUUCACUCCUCUGGGAGACUUGGACAUCUUCAGACGCUCAGAUGCUGUUUUCUGGGUCACUUUUUGCUGCAUUAUGGUUGUUGUCCCUUUGUUCUUCAUACGGUGGCCCAGAGAGGGGAACAUCGCGGCCUGUGGAGUGGUGGGGGGCUACGCCGUGGUGUUGGCGGUGAAUGCUUUUGUUUACACCAGUCUGUCCUACAUCACCCUCAACGUCCUCAAAAGACUCCUCAACUCCAGCUUCAGCGGCGCCUUCACCGACGUGCCGUUCCAGGGGAUAGACUACAUCUUGCUGUCGGUGUGGGUGCUGCUCUGCGUCUCUGGGAUGGUCCUGCAGUUGCUGAGGGAGAGGGAACGCCCAUUUUUCCCUCCGAGUCCUUACUUGAUGUGGCUCCAGGAGCGAGAGCGGCGGAAAACCAACGUCCUGGACCCCAGCCACCACUACCCCCCACUGCCCAACCGCUUCCUGUCCCGUCUGAGGCAGCUGAUCCAGAGGACUGAGCCGGCCGGGGAGCACACGCCGCUGCUGCUGUAG